Gossypium raimondii (Peruvian cotton) is the source of this 4820-nucleotide messenger RNA. RefSeq lists its product as uncharacterized. The transcript is spliced from 3 exons. Lineage: Eukaryota; Viridiplantae; Streptophyta; Magnoliopsida; Malvales; Malvaceae. The coding region runs from base 3890 to 4627 and encodes 245 amino acids. The record is from RefSeq and is a predicted model, not a curated record.
AUGAAUGAAUCAUCAUACUUAUCUACUAACUCCUCUUAAUGAUCUGCUUUCCAUAUAAGGAUCUCCAAUUUUGAAUUCCAUAGCUAUUUGAUACUUAUAGCUACUAGAACUCAACUUUUGCAUUUCAUGCAAUUUGGUCAUUUUAUCAAUUAAACAUGUAACCGGUAAAACUUUUCUUAACGAAAUUUUUAUACGAUAUUCCUAUCAUAUGGUAGACCAUAAAAUAAUUUUAAAAUAAAUUUUCUUCCGGACUCGGAUUUGUGGUCCUGAAACUAUUGUUCUGAUUUCACUAAAAAUGGGCUGUUACACAGAGCUUCCCUUAACUUUCUCUUUUUUGGAGUAAUCGAAGAAGACGAUGUAGAUUAGAAGAAGAUUAUAAACCUAAUUAAGUAAAAUUCUUUUUGCAAAAAAUAUCCUUCAUCACACGCAUAUAUAUACCUCUAAUUUGCACGGUCUCCAUAACCCAAAAUAACCGUCCAUCACUACUCAUUCUGUCUCACGCCAAGGAACCAAUCGGUUCCAACUUAAUUGAACUAGAAUUAGAUUUUUACUAAUUACCAAUCAGCCAAAAAAUUUUCCAAGUUUUCUAGUAGAGCCUGCCAGCUUGCUAUUUUAUUCAAUUAACUCCUUACCUUUCCUAAAGUUUGGGACUUUAACGAAAAUUGGGUGUGACAAUAUGUUUGGAAUGAUGAAAUGACGUAUAUGUUUGAUGAUUCUGAUAGAAUGACACUGAAUGGGAAUGUAUUGUACGUAUUAAAAUGUUGUAAGAUUGUAAUUGAUGAACUCACCUUAUUGAUGUGAAAUGUGAUGAUAAGAAAGUCAUAUAGUUAGCUAAUUCAUUAUGUUAGUUUUGAAUUGAGGAUUGUUUAUUGUUUUAGCUCAUAUGAACUUACUAAGCAUACAUAAUGCUUACUCUGUUGUGUUUUCUUUACUUGUAGUUAUCUUUUGUGGAACAAGGUGAUCGAAUCACUUUCGAGAUCACAUUAUUAAGCCUUCGAUUCGAUAGUCUUUUUAUCAUUUUGGACCUCGGUUAUGUGGCAUGUAUAUAGGAAAUAUUUUACAUAUGUGUUUGCUUUGAAUGUUUAUAAGUUUGAAUCAUAAAUGAUGCUUAAUUUUGAAUGGUUACAUGUUAUGUACAUAAAUAUGCAUGUUGGCUAUGUGCUAGUUUAUAGUUAAAGUACACGAAUGCUAAGGUUGGUGAUAGAAUGGUAAAGUAAUGGAUGAAUGUGAAUGGUAUGCAUUGUGAGAGCAAUGGAAAAUUGCAUGAUUGGAUAAAAGAUGAUUGAAAAUGCAUUGACGUUGUGUAUAAUUUAUGGAAGUUGCAUUUUGAGGACCAUUUGAGCCAUAUACUAUGGGUAUGUUUGUAUGUGAAGGUGCCAAAUUUGUGGCAUAUUGGUUGUUAAAAAUCAAUGUCUUUAAUAUGGAACGUUGGUGUAUGUUUGAAUAGUGUUUUGUGUAGGUUAUAUGUGUGCUUAAGUUUCUUUUUGAAUUGGUUUUAGUUUGAGCAUGAAAAUGGUACCAAAACUUGAGAUUUUUAACUUUCUGGCAAAAAGAAUUGGUACCGUAAACUGAAGUAUCGGUACUUUGCCAAAUGAACAAUAUUUUAAAUUGACAGAAUGUCAAUUUGGUAUCGAUAAAAUUGACUCGUUUUCAAAAUUUGAAAUUAGUAGAAUGCCAAAACGGUAUCAAUGUUUUUUAUAGUAUCAAUACCUAUCAUAAAAGUAUCAGUACUUUUUCCUUCAGUAUCUAUACCUUUCUAAAAACUUUGAAAAGUUUACAGUUUGGUCCUUAUUCAUGCUCGAGUCAACUUUAGAGCUUUCGUAAGCUCGAUUGAGUUUCGAUUUUUCUUGUAUACUGUGAUGUGCAUGCAAUUAUGAUUAGAAUUUUUGAUUAAAUGAAUAAAUGUUGAAAUUUAAAUGUGAAUUUUUCCGGUAACUGUAGUAGCAUCUCGUAACUCGGGUCCAACGAUCGAGCUAGAUGAGGAGUGUUACAAUUUUGGUGUAUGGGGUAAGGAUGAUAUGAAUAACAUAGGUUAUUGUGGUCAUAAUCACAUUGUUUAUAAUGAUUUUGUUGGGCCUUGACUUGAUAAGCUUGACUUGGUAGUUCAUGUUGGUCGAUUGGUGUUAAAGAGGCAGCUUAAUGGUGUUGUAGUUAAAUGUUUUAAAAAAAAAAUUGGGGGUUUUGAAAGCAUGGAGCUUUAUUGGGUAGAGACAUAGUUUUUGUUUUCUUCCCACAAAUAGAAUCAAUUGCUGAUCAAGAGUUGGGCUUGGUGGUUGAAGGUGAUUCACACUAUAAUUUCGAGAGCCAUUAAGAGAAAUAAGAGAGGUUUAGAGUGAGGUUUUGAGGAUGGUUUUAUUAUUGAACUAGGGAGAAAAGACUUGUCUUCUUUUGGUGAUGAUGAUUUUUACUUUAGUGUUGUUUUCUUAAUUCAAUAUAAACUAAACUCUUAUUUUUGGAACAAUGAUGAAUCUUAUUUCUUAGUUAAUUAAUUUAUUUUCUCUUCAAUUGUUUUAAUCCUUGUUAAUUAUUUAUUUAGUCUUGUGCUUAUUUAAUCUAUUUGCCUAAUCACCAAAUUGUAUUAAUUUGAUUACCUUGACUUGUCUUGGAAGAGAAAGUUAGGGUUGAGAUCUAGAAUUAAUAGAUUAGGAUUAACUUUAGUAGUGAUGAAAAACGAAUUAAUUUUUGGCUAUGAUAGGAAUAUACACGAUGCCAUAAUUAACCUAAUAGGUUUGUUUUUAGUGACUUCACCCAACUUGUGGGGAAGGGGGUUAAUUUAGAUAGAUACUAGAAGGGUAUUGUUAAUGCAAUUGAAUCAUUGAUUAGUAAUUACAUAGAUUGAAGAAUUGGAUGAGAGAUAAUUGAUUAACGCAAUUAGAUGAAAUUAGAGUUCCAAGUCUCUAAAAUUGAUUGAAAAACUUAUAAGUUUUAUUGUUUUAGUUUGAUAAAAAUCUCUAUAAUUUGCUCAGUUUAAUUUUAGUAAUAAUUAAAUUUUAUUUUAUUAAUCUAAAUUAGAUAAAAUUGAAUAAUUAAUGCUUAACAUCUUAGAAUUUGAGCAUCAUAAAAACAAUAUUCUUUUAUCACUUUAUUUUUUCAUCGACACAUGCAUUUGUGUUACAAAUUUUCCUCAACGCUCCAUUGAAUGGUUGUUCUACUACAUAGUGGAGUAAUGAAGCCCUGUGAAAGUACGAUGAGAAGUGACUAGAUCUACUUAGGAUGAGAUUUACUAUCCUAUAAAUAAUUGGUGGCAACAUCUGUACUAUGUGUGUUGAGAUGCAAUAAAUGUGACAAGAAGAAUGCGGUUUUCGGUAACAUAUUGUGGUGGUUUUCUGACCUCUUUGUUGGACAAACUCUGGAUUUCUUUUUGGCCAAGUAUUUUGGGUAUAUAUGUUUGGGUUUCAAAUGUAGCCUUCUAUUUCUCUAUGAUCGCCAAGAAUUCAAGACAAGAUGAAAUGGAGGCCAAAAUGAAAAGUGUUGCUUGACAGACAGUGCUUCUACCAGUACGAGGAUGCAAUGGUCAAACAAAAACGAACUGUAUAUUCCAAUGAGGAGCAGUACUACAAGUACCCAGGGCUAUUUUGGACUGGGUCCUAAAACCCCCACAGUCACACAUACAAAAGGGCAGGGAAAAGAAAAAUUAGUCCAAGAAGCAUGGACGAUUACUUUACUCGAUAACCAUUUCAAGAAGAAAGGGUUUUGGUUGUAGAUUUUGUAGAUGGCAAGCCGGGUUACUCGCUCAAGGAGACAACAGCAACCAUCUCAGCAGCCGGAAUAGCAGCCGAGAGCUCCAUGGACGACGUUCCUCGCGAAGACAGUUGCAGACCUGUUGGUUGAACAGGUUCACGGAGGGAAUAGGCACAACAAUUCUUUCAACAAGAGAGCUUGGAAGUCCAUGUGUGAUGACUUCUAUAAGAAAACUAGUUUGAAAUGGGACAAGGAGCAAUUAAAGAACCGAUAUGGGGUUUUGAGGAGGCAGUAUGUUCUCGUGAAAUCACUUCCUGAUCGAAGCGAGUUCAGUUGUAAUGAAUCUACUGGGGUUAUAAUAGGUACAGAUGAAGCUUGGUCUGAUUUUACCAAGGGUCAUCCAGAUGCUGAAACCAUAAAAGCCAGCGGCUGCUCAAUUUACAAACAGCUUUGUACUAUUUUCUCAGAGCCAAUGACCAAUGGGAAGCAUGACUACUCUGCUGAACUUGGUGGACAAGUUCCUUCCUCACUUCCUUCUUUGGAAUCAUUGAGCAGAAUUCAAGAAGAGUCCUCGUCCUCAUCUGAGGAAGUAGAGGAUGUGGCAGAUGAUCCAGAUGCAGUUCAACUUUCUGCUUCUGGUUUGAUUAGUAGUCGCAAAAGGGGACGCAGGGGAAUUGAUGAUGCUAUUGCUGCUGCAAUAUUGGAGAUGGCAGCAGCUUCGAAGCUGAGAACAGCCGCUGUAAAACAACGUAAUGCCAGAUAUAGUAUACCUAGUUGUAUAAAAGAAUUGGAUGAGAUUGAAGGCCUUGAAGAGCGAGUCUACUUUGCUGCUGUGGAGUUAUUCAACAAUCCUAAUGCUAGAGAAAUAUUCUUGUCUCUCAAAGGAGAUAAGCGCUUGACUUGGUUGCACUGCAAGUGCGUUGCUCCAUCCAAUGCACUAGAGUGAUAGAAGGCAACAUUUUAGUGUUUAUUAGAUUAGACAAACUGAUUCUUGUAUUGGCAACCAGUUAGAAACUCAAAUGUACGACUUUUUUCAAUCAUCAAGCUAUUUUAAGCUUUGGCACUGACACCCAGAACUUUUAGCAGAAAAUGUAUUUGAAUGUGCUUGGUUAAUGAAAAUUGAGGCAUAGAUUUGAUCA